Molecule: messenger RNA, 5306 nt
Organism: Achroia grisella
Lineage: Eukaryota; Metazoa; Arthropoda; Insecta; Lepidoptera; Pyralidae
Gene: cv-2
Product: BMP-binding endothelial regulator protein
Exons: 8
Coding region: 453-2471 (672 amino acids)
Molecular function (GO): protein binding
Source: RefSeq, a predicted model, not a curated record
GCAGAGUCUCGCGGCGGCCGGCUGCGGCGCCACCGGCCACGGGCCGAGCUCAACUCAACUCGUAUCGGCGCUCAGUGCACGCGCUGCCUCGCCACUGUCAGCCUGUGUACAUGCGACACACAAUUCUACUCCCGAUACUUCGUUCGACACUCACGUGAAAUCUAUCAAUAAACAAUACUACGCAAAAAAAAAAAUACUUGAAUGUCCGUUACAAUUUUUAUCGUGGGUUUUGUCCGACUUAUCCAUAAUUCAGAACGUGUUUUUAUAUAUAUUACUUGAAGUAACUUAGCUUCUUCAAUAGUGCAUCGCAAGUGAAGUUUAAUAUUUUUAACGGUACGGAGGGACAUCGCGAUCUGAAUUUAAAGCAGGUGUUGCGCACGAGUGGCGUGGCGCGAGGGUGUGAUGCAAGGAGCGCUGAACGGCGGGCGCCGGCGCCGCGAGUAGUUGCGACCAUGCGGGCGCCGCGCCGCUCCGCACACGCCGCCGCCUGCCUGCUAGCGCUCGCCUUCACGCUCGCCGACCCGGUAUCCGCAUCAUCCGGUGGAAUUAUUGGGGAACGUUAUUCCUGCUCUAACGAAGGCGAGCCUGUACCUCUGCAAGUUGCAAGACUCGAGCAAGACUGGAGCAGCUGCUUCCGUUGCAUCUGUAAGAACGGAUUUGUAGAGUGUCGAAGUGGCGCAGAAGAGUGUGGACAGAUGGAGGACUGUGCUGUGCAGAUGCCUCGUGAGGGUUGCUGUGCUCGCUGCAAAGGGUGCUGGUACAACGGCACUGAGCAUGCUUCUCACACCGAGUGGGGGGAUGACGGCAGAGUGCUUCGCUGCGAAGCAGGUGUUAUCACCAUCUCCAAACCAGAGUGCUAUGCGCCUUGUGAGCGACCGAAACAUCAGCGGCACACACAUUACAAUUGUCCUGUCUGUGAUGAAUGUAUAAUCAAUGGACAACGUGUAUGGGAAGGGCGCGAUGUAAGGAUUCCCGAAGAGCCGUGUCUGUCUUGUCGCUGCGUGCUGGGUGCACUGUCCUGUGCUAAGCGUGCUUGUCCCGUAUUACCCUGCCAUCACAAACAGCAGUACACACCGCCGGGAGAAUGCUGUCCGCGGUGCGCACAUCCCACCUCUGAUAAAUUACUGCCCAUUUCAGGAAACACUAUAGCUAAACCUUGCGUUAUCGGUAAAGAAUACCAUUAUCAUCUCAGCAAAUUCCGAGUGGAUCCAUGCACAGAUUGCACUUGUCUAAAUGGGACUGCGGUAUGUUCUCGACAUACUUGUCCUGUAUUAACAUGUGGAGCUAGGGCACUUCCACCACCACCAGAAAAGUGCUGUCCAGAAUGUCCUCAAGUAGAAGAGGCCAAAGCCGCAUGUGUUAUUGGCGGUGCUGUAUAUCAGGACGGUGAAACAUGGCAGUUGGAUGCGUGUAAGUCCUGUGAGUGCCAUAGCGGAGAACCCCGUUGCGCGAUGGAAAGAUGUCCUACAUUGACAUGUCGAUCGGACCAGACGGUGCAGCAUUUGCCCGGCCAUUGCUGUCCUAAAUGCGUGGAUGCAGAUGGAAUUUGUACUGUCUUUGGUGAUCCACACUACAAGACUUUCGAUGGAAAGUUUUAUAGUUUUCAAGGAUCAUGUAAGUACCAGCUGGUAUCUGACUGCGACAAUAACACAUUUUCGAUUAGAAUAUCGAACGAUGCAAGAAAUACUUUACAUUCUUCAUGGACGCGUACUGCGACACUUCGAAUAGGUUCAACGAGAAUAAAUAUGGGCAGAAAAAUGCGAAUAAAAAUGAAUGGACAAAGAUUGAGUUUACCUUAUAGAAUUGAAGGAGUUGGUGAUAUAACUCGUGCCAACGGAUCAGUGUUACUGAAAGCCAAUAUAGGUGUACAAAUGCUGUGGGACGGUGACGGUUUUUUGGAAGUGACUGUAUCUAGUAUUUACCGUGGCAAAUUGUGUGGUCUAUGUGGAAAUUUCAAUUCAGUGGCGAGGGACGACAUGCGAACUCGCGAUGGUAGACUUUUAAGCGAUACGUGGAGGUUCGGAAUGUCGUGGCGAGUGGGCGGCAAGCACGCGUGCACAAGGAAACCAGAGCGGCCGAGCAGACAGUCUCGGUGUCGCCAGUCGAAGCAGGUGAGGGCGCGUCGCCUCUGCCGGGGAUUUAAUCGGUAUAGUGCGUUUUCAGACUGCAGUGCAAAAGUGAAUCCGCACAAUUAUAGAGAAGCUUGUGAAUUGGACGCUUGUAGUUGUACGGGUACGAACUGCCACUGUGCUGCUUAUAGGGCAUAUGCUCGAGAGUGUACUCGUGUUGGUGCUGAGCCUCAUAAUUGGGCGCAGGAAGCCUGGUGUGCUGGGGAAACUGCACCAUGGUUGAACCGCGGUCGUAAGGGAUAUGGCCGUGUCGCGAAUGUGAAAGAACCGCUGCCGGAACUGAGUGCGAUACCCAAGCUGAACAGCACUCGGCCUCGACCCCCGCCUCCUAUACUACACUGAGGAUUCUUGCAACAACAUCGCUACUAGUCAAAUCUGCCAGUGUCGCAUAUAUAAGAGUAUUACAAGGAGUGGUUUAUAAGACGCAUCGGAGAAUAGUAACCAGCUUUACUUGGAAUGAAGAUCUAUCUACUACUUAACAGUAUUCAGAAGACUACUUCUAGUUAAGUAAACAAGUACAUAAUAAUGUUAAGAUCAACUUAAAGCUCAUUAAAUUAGGUACUGCCUCGCAAAUUUCAACCAGCAUUUUGUUCAAAUCAUAAUAAUGUAUAAUUAUUUAUCCAAAGAUAUUUUAUGUAGAAAUUAUAAAUUCAGCCAAUAUAAAAUACCUAUUUACUUUUUUAUAGAUUUCUGGUAUACUCUCAGUAGGCAUAUUAAGAUAUAAAUAGUAAUCAAAAAGAAAAAUCUCGACUUUAUCUUACAAUAUGAUAAUGAUAGUUAUCGAUUUCUUAAUACGGUAUCGAGUUAAAACGCUCUAGCUACUUAACUUAGCGAGUGAUUUAAUACAAAUCUCCCACGUUUGAAGGGUUACAUUUAUAAACAUCGCACAAUUACAAAACGUUAGUCCCGUAUAUAAACAUUUUGAAAUUUGUAUAGGAACUUAUUGUAAAUCAAAUUAUUUACCUUAGUCAUUAACAUAAUGUAUUCAUUUUAUUUGAUUUAUAACAUAAUAUCUGUUAAUUGACAUUCCAGCAAAAACCAUAUUCUAGUGAGCAUGACUGCUUACAAACUAAAUCUAAUAUUAGUAUUUUUGCUAAAUAAAUGUAUUCACUUAUAAACGUGGUAGUACUGUACCAAUCAAGGAUAGGUACAGAUAGCUAGUAUUUCUAGUUUAAGAGUAAGUAUAUUUGUAUUUUAAAAUAAUAGCCUCUCUGUUGGUUGUAAGUUGAGUGCCUAGCAGAAGUGUUUCAUAUUAAAUAAAUUUAAUAAUUUAUUUAUUACAUUUUUUCCAACACUGAACGUUCAAUAAAAUGUGAUAAUUAGCUUUGAAUGAUAUUUCAGGCAACGUUUAUUCGGAAACGUUCAGAGGAGCGUUUGGUAAAACAUAGUUCAAAUUGAGAUCUCAUCCGUAGGUAGUUCUUUAUGAAAACUUAGAUAAACCUAGCUAUCUGAAGCCAAGAAGCUAAUGAAUUUGAUAAACACACGGUAUGUACAUAAUACGUAAUACAUUGAACAGUAAAUUUAGUUGUAACAUUAACUAAAGACUCGUUCUUAGUUUAUAAUACGUUACCAAUGAAUUUUAAUUUUGACUUAAUUAAAUUAUGUUAAAGUAAUCUAUUACAUGCUAGUGAAUUGUAAUCCAUAUAUAGAUAUCUAAGUAUGGUCGAAAGAAACUUGAAUGGAGAAGUUAGAACUGAAUUAGAAGUUAAUGUGUAUUAUACCUACCUAAAAGGUAUUUCGGCUGAGAAUAUUUUUACUCAACCUAUUAUUUGUGUAAAAUAGUUUUAUUUAUAUAUAUAGUAAGUAUUUUAAGGUAUUGUGACGUCACCGCCCUCUGUUAAUUUAUUUAAAUGAAUAAUGAAGAGAUCCUACAAAUAUUAACACGUAUUCUAAUUAAAGUAUAAGUCUUACACUUCUCCAUUGUUUAUUUUUUUAAUUUACCUAAAAAUGUUAAGUGCUUAAAUAUAUUUAUAAAUAAGUAGUACACGUGUGGGAUCGUCGACAUUUUCCUGCACGCAUACCGCUUCUCUAUAAAUAGGCUAAGUGCCAUCGAAUAUGGCUUAUUUGACAAAAUUGUGAUAAUGUGUGUUUCUACUUUGUGAGAUUGUCUGUUGUAAGUCCUGUUUACUAAUAUAGCUGAUUAUCUUAUACCUAGAUUCUCUAAUUACCUUUAAAUUUCAGAUAUAUAUAAGUACUGUUGAUUUAAAUAUACGACAUACUUUUGUGUUCUAUAUUUAUUACCAGCAAAUAUAUUAUGUAUACCUAAGUAUUAUGUGUACACAUAAAAAUGCUAAGUAUAGUAUUCCACGCAUUAGCUUUCUGUAUAAAAGCAUUUGAGACAAUCGAUGUUUAUUAAAUUGCUCUCGUUUUAUAUCUUAUACCUAUUUAUUAAGUUUAAUUCCUGUCUAUAUUUUUAAUCUAUUUUAUACUUAUUAUUAUUAAGGAGGGUCUACGUUUUAUGUAGGCUUUAAAUUAUUUGUGACUUUCAUUUGGUAUUUAUAAGUAUUAAACUAAAUCGAAUUUUUAUUUUACAAUCAACCAAUUUUUAUUUACCAUAUAACAUAAAAAUAAUACUUUGUGAACAUUAUUAUUUUACAAUUUGUCAACUUAUGCCGUUAUGGCUGUUUAGUAUUGAUUUACAGGUAGACAUACAUCUAAUUGAACGAUCCACGAAACUUGGUAAGUAACUAUGUUUAAAAGGUAGAAAUUCAAAUGCCAUAUUAAUAAAUAAAUAAAAUAUUUAUUUAUACACAGUUCGGUAUACCUAUGUGUCAUAUAAUUGUUGAAAUUAUAUUAGUGAGUAAGAUUGUCAUAACGAUAUAUUUCGCUUUACGCGCUAAUAUUUGUAAAAUUAUUGUCGAAACGGUUUGCAAAAAUAAAUAUUGUAAGCUAUUAAACGAAAAAAAACCUAAUAAUAAAUAAUUAUUAUUAAAUUGUAUUUUCAUUUACCUACUGAAAUAAAUAAUUUUAAAUGAAAUUUGGAAUAACGUCUCAAAUAGACCUAUUACUUGUAGCUGGCUGCUCGCCAAAUUUGCUGGAUUUUAUGUCAUCAAAAUUAUCUAGGACAAUUUGGCGUCCGCUUUAAAAGCUGGGGAUUCAUUAUAUUUAUCUUGAAGAAAAAUCUUAAGAAACUAAAUAUAAUUCUGCCAUGAAUGUUAUUUUAGAGUCAUUCUUGCA